Cotesia congregata is the source of this 1386-nucleotide messenger RNA. The record is from the annotation of a GenBank genome assembly. NCBI's taxonomy places the organism in Eukaryota, Metazoa, Arthropoda, Insecta, Hymenoptera, Braconidae.
AUGGAAACAAACAGUGACAAAACAAAACCUUUGCUGAGCUACCACAAAGUAAAUAUUUUGUCGCAAAAUUUUGAACCGCUGAAAGAGAAUCAGAAAGGCAGUCAGUUGAACAACAAUGAUGAACUAAACAAUGACAGUAAUAAUAAUAACAAUGAGAAGACUGUGUACGAGGAAGAGGAAGAUGAGGUUCCAGUUCAAUACACAUCCAAUUGUCGAGGUGUAUUCGCUCAGUGUAUGGUUGCCGGCGCAGUGCUAUUUUUAACCGCAGGUGUAGGCAUGCCUAUAGGAUACAGUGGAGUUUUAUUACCUCAACUUUACGAAAUUAAUAGUACGCUUCAUAUAGAUCAAGAUAUAGGUUCAUGGAUAGCGUCAAUUCACAGCUUGGCAAGCCCGUUGGGUUCCCUGAUAUCUGGACCACUUCUAGAUGCAAUAGGUAGACGAAGCUGUUUGCAGUUGUCUGCUGUUCCUUUGUGCAUUGGCUGGCUCCUGAUAGGGUUCGCUAAAAAUUUAUGGCUCAUGUUAUUGGGGCGAUUUUUCGCAGGAUUCGGAGUUGGAAUUUGCGGCGUUUCUGCUCAGAUUGCAGCGGAAAUGUCUGACCUGAUAUCGCGAACAAAGCAAGACGACAUGCGUGCCUCAUCGACAGUAUCAGCGUCCUUUAGAGAGCGACUGUCGGAAACAAAGGCGAAGAUUGUUCAUCCAGGUGUUCUCAAGCCGUUGAUAAUCAUUAAUGUUUUUCUAGUCUUGCAGGCAUUUUCCGGCACGUACAUCAUUGUUUACUACGGCGUCGACCUUAUCCAAGACAUUGGAAAAGGAAGCGUCGACAAAUACAUGGCUGCUCUUGUGACUGCAGUUAUUAGAUUCAUCUUCUGCCUUCUCUCUUGUUUCUUGCUGUUAAAAAUAGGCAGCAGAACUAUCGCCAUUGUUUCGGGAACAGGAACUGCUUUGUCGUCAUUAGUCCUCGCGGCGUUUGUUUUAGCGAAAUCCGAGGAGUCUUAUUUAGAUAAAUACAUAAUAGGAAGCUGCCUUUUUCUGUACGUCAGUUUAAACACAAUUGGAUUAUUCACCCUAAUUGGAAAUAUAAUCAGCGAAUUGCUACCUCAUCGAGCUCGCGGUAUCGGGGGCGGCUGUUCGAUGUUUAUGUUCAAUUUUUCACUGUUCAUUACAGCUAAAAUUUUUCCCUUGGUUAAAGAAGCAGUAGGUAUGGGCGGCGUUUUUAUCAUCUUCGGAGUAUCAGCUAUGAUAUUAACGACGUUUAUGUGGCUGACGUUUCCCGACACUCGGAAUCGUUCGCUGCAGGAGAUUGAGGACUACUUCAAUGGAGAAAGUAUCCUGUGGGUCAAAAAGAAGAAAUGUCAGAAUGAGAGGCUCCAAAAUUCAGAAGCAUAA